AUCUCCCGUGGCUGCACCCAGGUCGCAAAGCCAAAUUACCUACCCCUGGACAGCUUCGAAUUAUGUUAUGGGCAUACCCAUUACAACCAUAAGCUAAAGUCAAUGCGGAAGACCUUCAGCGACCACCCAGAAAAUGCCGGACGACGCGUCCACAAGUCCCCAUCCCAAUGCUGCGUCCCGUCCGGUAUUCCCCCAGGGCCCCAGCUUCACACUUGAAGACUUCUCCAGCCGUGACUUCAUCGUGAAGGAGUUCAUUGAAGCUCUCUCCGAAACCACAGCUACGAAUCGGCAUUCUACAGGAGUACCUGUAGGUGGAAAUCAGCCGUUCGACCCCAAACCGCUGAUCCGGACCUUUGAGCACGCGCAGCGGCGACUGGGCGACAUUUCGGGUGAUCUUGAGAUAAGAGAAAAUGAAUUAUCUGCUGCAGUCCGCAGGGCAGAGGCACAGCACACUCAGAACCUGAACACUCUAGGACGGAAAUUGACCCAGACUAUCGAGGCCUUCCAGCAACUCGAUACCUCGCUCAAUGGAGCAGGGUUGUCUGGAGGAGCGCUUUCCGAAUCGACAGGAAAUAUGGCUGUUGAGACGGGGCGCAGACUCGAGGAAUUAGAUCGACAAAGGCGCCGGGCGCUUGACGCACACUUUCUACUCGAAUGCUGGGAUGGCGUGAGUAAUAGAGGGGAUUUGACGCUCUUGGAGAAUUUGCGAAGGUCGGGAACAGGUGAGGCCAAAGUGCGAUCGGCACAGAUUGCUCGUCAGUUGCUCAGGAUUAGCCAGCGGCUUGACGCUGAAAGUUGGGGCGAAGCAGCCCGAAGACAUGAUGGGCCCUACGCGACUGGAACUGGUGGAGAUGAAUCUGCGAACAUAAGGGGCAGUGGUAUUCGCCAGAACACGCGAGAAAUUAUCGAGAAAUUUUCCGAAACGCUCGAGAACGACCUACUGAAGCAGUUUGACGAUUUUUACCGGAAAGCCAAUUUCGAAGGCAUGAAGGAUUGCGCAACAGUACUUCAGGAUUUUAACGGUGGUGCAAGCGUGAUCGCCUUGUUCGUGAACCAACAUCAAUUCUUUAUUGAUCGCAGCCAGCUGGUGACAGAAGAGGUCGGAGGAGACCCAGAAGCCUGGGAGAAGCUUGCAGAUCCCGAUGCCGAACCUUCAAAAGUGGAACCUAGUCUUCAAUCACUCAUUGAUGAAGUGAAGGUCGUGGUGCAAGAAGAGUCUGCAAUCAUCAAAAGGGCUUUCCCUUACUACGAGCAAGUAUUAGGGAAGUUUUUGCAGCGCGUUUUCCAGCAGUCUAUCCAACAAAGGCUCGAAAUGGUUCUGGAAAAGGCGAACAGUGUCUCAUCAUUGGCUUUUUUGCGAUCCCUGCAAAGUUCUCGCAGUUAUAUCAGCGCUUUGGUUGAUGACUUGAAAGCGCAUGGAUUGACAGAACAUCCCGACCCCAUCUCGUCACAGACAGCUCUCGUUCUCGAUCAGCAAUUGGAGGAUUUGUUUGUGCCCUAUUUCGUAGGGUCGUCUUACAUAGAAAGAGAAAAGAGAAAUCUGGAAGAACUAUAUACCUCUUUGCAAUUCAGGUUUACAACUUUCCAUGCUCGCCGGAAGAGAGCGGCGACAACUUUCAUGGCAUCUCUUUCAAAGUCAGGCACGGAGGUUCUUUCUGCAAGAGAUGCAUAUAUUGCACGCCUUGAGUCUUCCGAACCUCCCUCAACGCAGAAGAGGCUGCUGCUCCAAUUGGCAGGGUUGAGGGAGGCCAGUGAUCCCACAAAACCCGCAGAUAUCAAGCUUACAGAAGACGACGGUCUCCCCAGCAUUGCCCAUGCAAAGCGAAUGCUUAAAUGGCUUGCCGAAGCAGUCGGUAGAGGGUUAGAGCUUAGCAUGACCAGCGAAACGCCAAAGGAUAUGCUUGCGCUUGUAAGCCUUCUUCUGUCGAUGAUGGGAGAUGGCUAUAUUGAAGUUUGUCUAGAUGCUGCCCUUGAUACAGCAACGUCUCAGGAGUCAGGCAAAGCAGAGCCUGAUUUCGGGUAUAUACAAGCUAUUCGGAACGCCAUCGGUAUCGCCAAUCUGAUGGUCAUGUGCAUCAACACUUUACUUAUCCCUCUUGCCGCAGGCAGCAUCACCGUUCGUCGGGAAAUGGAGAAAAAGACAAAUCUGAUCAUUAUCCGGAUUGAGGAGAAGAUAAAUCUAAUAGAGCAAAAGAUCAUUGAUGCGACUUUAGCCUGGGUUAAUAAAAUUCUGUCUGGUCAAAAGAAAAAUGACUUCCGACCGAAGGAGGGCGACAAUGCAACUUGGCUGGAAAGGCUACAAACACCGACGUGUGCAUCAAUUUGCAACUUCUUAGCUCGUGCGCAUGACACUCUCAAAAGUCUGCUACCACCGAGUGGCUCCAAUCUUCGCCAGGUGCUUACCGAGAUUGCUCUUGGAACACGGAAUCUUCUCCUGGAACACUACAAACGGUUUGUGGUGAAUGGACCGGGUGGUCUCAUUGUAACCAAGGAUUUGACACAGUAUGCCAAUAUCUUGAAAAGCUGGGACAUCGAAGAGCACAUAAAGGGACCCAGUGCUGCGCUGGAUGUUCUUUUAGAAGUCGGAAGCCUUUUCGUGGUUGGGUCUGAAGCUUUGCAAGAACGAAUACGCGGGAACGCGGUCAGCGUCGCCGGCAGAAGUACUGGGAACAGCAUUGCUGGUACAAAUCCAGGACGCGGCAUUGGAAGCACCAUUAAAGCGGACACAGGUCUUGGUGUGCAGGAAGUCAGGGCUUAUAUCUCUAGAAGGGAGGAUUCCAACACGGCCGCCUUGCAACUUGUGCUUAAUAAUCUCUAAUCUGGACAACUAACUGCUUAAUAGCAUGAAGGCCACGAUGCUGUGUCAGUACGCGAUUUAAAAUUGCAGAAUUGAUUUCCAAUUCGAGUCAACCGAAGUUCUUGAAUUUGUCUUUCAAAGGCCCUGAUGUUUUAUGUGUUGUAUUUCUGGAACAAGAUAAGUUCUGUGGGCGCGCGGACGCCGCUGGUCUCAAUCAGAUCGUACAUUUUCUAGCUGCUUAAGUAACCUUUCACGC
Aspergillus homomorphus CBS 101889 is the source of this 3053-nucleotide messenger RNA. RefSeq names its product exocyst subunit SEC10. The transcript has 2 exons. Gene Ontology annotation, cellular component: exocyst; cytoplasm. Bases 134 to 2818 code for a protein of 894 amino acids. Gene Ontology annotation, biological process: Golgi to plasma membrane transport; exocytosis. The record is from RefSeq and is a predicted model, not a curated record. Lineage: Eukaryota; Fungi; Ascomycota; Eurotiomycetes; Eurotiales; Aspergillaceae.